Molecule: messenger RNA, 2874 nt
Organism: Tetrapisispora phaffii CBS 4417
Lineage: Eukaryota; Fungi; Ascomycota; Saccharomycetes; Saccharomycetales; Saccharomycetaceae
Exons: 1
Coding region: 1-2874 (957 amino acids)
Biological process (GO): tRNA modification; alanyl-tRNA aminoacylation
Cellular component (GO): cytoplasm; mitochondrion
Molecular function (GO): alanine-tRNA ligase activity; amino acid binding; ATP binding
Source: RefSeq, a predicted model, not a curated record
AUGUCAUCCCAAACCGAAUUGCAGCACAAGUGGUCUGCUGCAAAUGUUAGAGAAACGUUUUUCAACUACUUCAAAUCGUUAGAUCAUAGGUAUGUAGCCUCUUCGUCGGUUAUCCCAUUUGAUGAUCGAUCGUUGUUAUUCACUAAUGCAGGUAUGAACCAAUAUAAACCUAUAUUUCUAGGUAAUGUGGAUCCACAUUCCAAAUUCUACAGUUUGAAGAGUGCAUAUAAUUCUCAAAAGUGUAUCAGAGCUGGUGGUAAGCAUAAUGAUCUCGAGGAUGUCGGAAAAGACUCCUACCACCAUACGUUUUUUGAGAUGUUAGGCAAUUGGUCCUUUGGUGAUUAUUUCAAAAAGGAAGCGAUUGCAUACUCGUGGACGUUACUCACAAAAGUGUACAUGAUCCCAGUCGAUCGACUAUACGUGACAUACUUUGAAGGUGAUCCAAAAUUAAAUUUAGAGCCAGAUCUUGAAACAAGAGACUUGUGGCUGUCGGUCGGUGUCCUUGAAUCUCAUAUCAUACCGGGAGCUACUAAAGAUAAUUUUUGGGAGAUGGGUGAACAAGGCCCUUGUGGUCCUUGCUCCGAGAUUCACUACGAUAGAAUAGGUGGAAGAAAUGCAGCUCACCUAGUUAAUAAGGAUGAUCCAGAUGUUCUGGAAGUAUGGAAUCUGGUCUUCAUGCAAUUUAAUAGAGAAUCCAAUGGCAAACUUAUGGCAUUACCAUCAAAGCACAUUGAUACAGGGAUGGGUUUCGAAAGGUUAGUGUCGAUAUUGCAAAAUGUGAGAUCAAAUUACGAUACAGAUAUCUUCAAGCCCAUCUUUGAGAAAAUAAGAGAAAUUACAAAAGUCAGAGAAUACAAUGGGAAAUUUGGACCAAAUGACGAAAAUGGUAUAGAUACGGCAUAUAGAGUGAUUGCCGAUCAUGCUAGAACUUUGGUCGUUGCACUUGCGGAUGGCGGUAUCCCAAAUAAUGAGGGUGCUGGGUAUGUAUUGAGAAGAAUUCAACGAAGAGGUAUUCGUUAUGUCCACAAAUAUAUGAAUUAUCCAAUUGAAACAUUUUUUUCACAACUGGCUCCAACCAUCAUCGAACAGUUUAAAGACGUUUUCCCUGAAGUAGCGAAGAACCCUGAACAUAUUUAUGCAAUAUUAAAUGAAGAGGAAAAGGCAUUCGCAAAAACAUUGGACCGUGGAGAAAAAUUAUUCACCCAAUAUGCUUUAAAGGCCCAGGAAUCAAGUGACAGAAUGCUAAAUGGUACAGAUGUGUGGAGGUUAUAUGAUACUUUUGGAUUCCCUUUGGAUUUGACACAACUUAUGGCCUCUGAAUUGCAGCUAAAUAUUGAUAGGACCGGAUUUGAGAAAGCUAAACUACAAUCGUAUGAAGCUUCGAAGAGAAGAAAAGACAAUAAGGAAGCUGACCAAAUGAAACUAAAUAUUCAUGACAUCUCGAAACUAAAUGAUGAAAACAUAUUAAAAACUGAUGAUUCCUUCAAGUAUGGAAGUUCUGAUAUCUCCGGUAACAUUUUGAGAUUGUUUAAUGGUACUAGCUUUGUGGACAAAAUUGAGAAAGCUGACACAGUAUAUGGGGUUAUCUUAGAUAAAACAUGUUUUUAUGCUGAGCAAGGUGGUCAAAUUUAUGAUACAGGAUCAAUAACUUUGGAUAAUAAAAAUACAAGCUUUACUGUGCAAAAUGUGCAGGUAUACAAUGGUUACGUCCUACAUUCUGGUAUAUUAAAUGAAGGUUCAUUGGAAGUUGGAGACAAAGUAACGCUUUCUUAUAAUGAAUUACGCCGUAAUGCUAUCAAGGCGAAUCAUACUGCUACACAUGUGUUAAACUAUGCUUUAAGAUCAGUAUUGGGGAAUGAAGUAGAGCAACGAGGUUCUUUGGUCAGUGCAGAGAAACUAAGAUUUGACUUCUCUAAUAGGAAGGCUUUAUCGCUGGAUAACAUUAUGAAAAUUGAAGAAAUAUGUAAUGGAAUAAUACAGAGGGAAGAUGAUGUUUAUUUCAAAAACAUCUCAUUAGAAAAGGCUAAACAAAUAAAUUCUAUUAGAACUGUACCUGGAGAGGAUUAUCCAGAUCCUGUUCGGGUCGUAUCUGUUGGCCAGGCUAUCGAAACUUUAACAUCUGACUCUGAUGGUCUAACUUUACCAAAUCCAGUAGAACUUUGUGGAGGGACCCAUGUUUCUAAUACGCUCUUUAUUGGGAAACUGAUUUUAACUGAAGAAACCAGUAUUGCAAAAGGAAUCAGACGUAUUUCAGCUGUCACUGGAGAAGCAGCAGUAACAGCUGAGAGAUCUGCUAUUGAGUUUAGAGAUACAUUGGAAUAUAUUAGCAAAAUAAAGUCGUUUACUGAAAAGCAACAGAAACUAAAAGAAGCAGGUGUUCUAGUAAACAAAUUAGAAAUAGGGAUAGUAAGUAAGCAUAAAUUGAAAGAUCAAUGGGAAUUAAUGAACAAAGAAGUGAAGCAUGCCUUGAAGUUAGAGGCCAAAAAACAUUAUGAAGAGGCGAAAUCAAUAGUAGAGGACUACUUCAAAAAUAACGAGUCAGCAACAUACUUGGUUACACAUAUUGCUAUGCAAGCAUCAAUGAAAAUCGUAAGUGAAUUACUCAACCUCUUCAAUAAUCGGAAAGUCGAUAGAUCAUUAUUCAUUAUUAUGGGUGAUGCAGAGAAAGUCGUAUACGGGUGUUACAUAAGUGAAAGCGCUAAAACGAAAGGUGUUUCAGGUGAAAUAUUGAUUAAUAAAUGCAAUGAUUUAUUAAAAGGUAAAGGUGGAGGCAGAGGAAAUUUAUAUCAAGGUCAAGGUAACACUAUUGGCCAGGCUCAAAAAGCCGUCUCUUCAUUAAACGAAAUAUUUCAAGAAGGAUUGAUGAGUAAAUAA